Cloeon dipterum is the source of this 721-nucleotide messenger RNA. Its product is annotated as collagenase-like. Bases 98 to 721 code for a protein of 207 amino acids. Gene Ontology annotation, biological process: proteolysis. Gene Ontology annotation, molecular function: serine-type endopeptidase activity. Lineage: Eukaryota; Metazoa; Arthropoda; Insecta; Ephemeroptera; Baetidae. The record is from RefSeq and is a predicted model, not a curated record. The transcript has 4 exons.
GGCCGAUGACUGGCACGAAAUACAAUCCAACAGAAACGUCAUCAGCCGUGGACUGUUCCAGGCUGUGAUCUUGAUUGACCCCGGCCGCCAGAACGGUAUGUGUGGUGGAUCCCUGAUUAAAAAGGACAAAGUGCUGACUGCUGCUCAUUGUUGCCUCGGAGCAACAUCUUUCGAGAUCUACCUUGGCACUAACAACGAGAAGGUUGUCAGGUCUGAAAGAACGACAAUUCACGAGCAUUUCAACCAAUCAAAUUAUGCAAACAAUAUCUGCAUUAUUCACCUGGACGAAGAGGUUGAUAGCGGCGAGGGCAUUGCCACCAUCCGGCUGCCGUCUCGCUCAGCGUGCUCAGCAACCUUCGAAAGACGCAAAGCAACCGUGUCUGGCUGGGGAUUCAUCUCAAAAAAUGAGACCGCUAUGAAAGUAGAGCUGAUGCACGCGGACGUCAUCAUCAUGCACAAUGACCUUUGCAGAAAGAUUUAUGAACAAUUUACCGCCGAAACACUUUGCGCCGCCAGCAGCAGCUUUGAUUGCUUUGGAGAGUUUGCUGGCCAGCUCACCAUCAUCGAAUCUGACGGAGAGGAGACCCAAGUCGGAAUCGCAAGCCAUUGUCCUGAACCAGAGGAAGGCGGCUGCGGAUCGCGUUUUCCUGAUGUCUACACCAGAAUCACCGAAUACCUUGACUGGAUCGAAGAGUGGGCUGGAGUGCCGAUGUGCCCUUAA